AUGUCCGGUCAAGGUUAUCGUGGUCGUGGUGGUGGCAGAGGGGGAAGUGAUCGCGGCGGUGGAGGUUAUCGUGGAGGUGGGGAUCGGGGUGGCUUCCGUGGAGGAAGAGGUGGCGGAGGUGGAGGAGGAGGAGGAUCCGCACCUGCGGUUGUCUUUAGGGACCCCAAUGCACCACUUGCACCACCUGAUGGGCAAGUAAUGAACAUUGAGAAUGCCUACAUGAAGAAUGCCACCGCUGGCGGUCUUCAGCAGGCAAUGGCAAAGAUGUCCUUGAAUGAUGGUCAAUUCCCGUCCCGACCAGGUCAUGGUACCCAAGGCAAGAAGAUUGCCGUUUACGCCAACUACUUCAAAGUUGGCGUGCCACAAAACCUGACCCUCACAAGGUACAGCGUGGAAGUGCAACCCGAGGUCAAGGGAAAAAAGCUUGGCCGGGUUUUUCAGCUCCUUCUUGAGUUGCCCGAAUUUGCGAGUGCUGGUGGUCUCGCAUCAGACCUUCGUUCAAUGAUUGUUGCCAGAACUCCCCUUGGUAUUCAGGACGGACAUAUUAUACAGAUACCGUAUCUGGCUGAGGGGCAAGACGAACCUCUUGCACGUGCCAUCACCUAUACGGUCCGGAUAAUCACACCUCUUUCGUUCAGCAUUUCUGACCUCACCGCGUAUCUCUCGUCUACAAAUCCCAAUGCUCCUCCUUUCACCCAGAAAGCAGAAGCCAUACAGGUGCUAAACGUACUGUUUGGGCACUAUCCGCAGGUACACGAUGGAAUAGUAUCAAUUGGUCAAAAUAGGCAUUUCUCGAUCAGUCGCGGGCAAGCGAACGCUCACAACAUUACCGUGCUCGGUGGAGGCUUAGAGUCUCUUCGUGGAUACUUCCAGAGUGUCAGGCCUGCCACUGGUGGCAUUCUGCUUAACGUCAAUGUCACACAUGGCGUCUUUAUCGAGCCACUAAGUCUCGAUGUCCUUUAUGGGAGACUCGGAAGUGGCAAUAAGCUGACUUUGCAGAAGAAACUUAAACUCAUCAGAGUGAAAGUUACUCAUCUACCAGGAAAGACGCUUAAGAAGACCAACGAAGAAGUGCCUCGCGUCAAGACAAUCUUCGGUCUUGCCCACCCUCAAGAUGGUCGUGGAGAAGAUCAUCCACCCAAGAUCGCCGAUUUCGGUGCAGGUCCCAAGGGAGUUAGUUUCUGGCUUUCCGAAGUCCCCCCUGCUGCUAAAGGUGCUAAACCCCAAGGGAAGAAAGGAGCCGGAUCCGCUCUCCCUUCCAACACAUACAUUACAGUCUUCGACUACUUCCGGAAAAAGUACCCGCAAAUCAGGCUGGAAGAGAGAAACCCUGUGGUUAAUGUUGGAAACCGUGAACAUCCUAGCUAUCUCCCUGCUGAGGUUUGUGUUCUCUUGCCUGGCCAAACAAUAAAACGCAGAUUGAGUCCCGACCAAACCCAGCAAAUGAUCACAUUCGCUUGUCGGAAGCCAAACCAAAAUGGGGAUUCGAUUGUCACUGAUGGGAAAGCUGUUCUUGGUCUGAACCCCCAGGCUAAUGCCAUGACCGCGCGUUUUGGUCUUACGAUUGGCGCCAGUUUGAUUACUGUCGCAGCGCGCGUUUUGGUUCCACCGGCCAUCAAAUACAAGGAUGCUCGUCAGAAGGAGACCAGCGUAUUACCGCGCUUUGGUUCCUGGAAUAUGGCAAACAUAAAAUUCCACACCGGCAGUCACUUGGGAAAAUGGACCUCGAUUGUCUUUACAUCGACCCGUCGUGGCCCAUCCUUUGGCGUUAAUCAUGUUAUGCCCACCAUCUCUCGCUUCGGGGAGUUUCUGACUCGUUCUGGCAUUAAUGCUACAGGAAUGAUUCCAGUCACUCCACCCGAAAUUGGCCUCUCCGAUGGAGACGACGUCGGCAAUAAUGAAAAAAUUGGGAACAUCAUUAGAGCGAUGUAUGUUGCCAAGGUUAAUCCCCGGCCAAAUUUCAUCCUUUGUGUCAUUCCUUACAAUGAUGUCGCAAUAUACAACUCGAUCAAAAAUUACGCUGAUACAAAAGCUGGCAUUAACACUGUCUGUGUCGUUGCGCCCAAGUUUAUGAAAGAGCAGAGACAAGAGCAGUACUUUGGAAACGUUUCUCUAAAGUUCAACCUCAAGGCCGGCGGUAUCAACCAGACACUAGAUCCAGCCAAGCUAGGAGUCGUCAGUGAAGGAAAGACCAUGGUUGUCGGCCUCGAUGUCACCCACCCCUCGCCUGGGUCAAAGGACACUGCGCCUAGCAUUGCUGGGAUUGUGGCAAGUGUCGAUAGGGUUCUAGGUCAGUGGCCGGCAGACUUUCGAAUUCAAGAAUCCCGAAAGGAGACUGUUUCUGGUCUUUAUGAUAUGUUUCUUGGUCGUCUGAAUUUAUGGGCAAAGAAAAACAAAGGCUCUCUUCCAGAGAACAUCAUCAUGUACAGAGAUGGUGUUUCGGAAGGCCAGUACCAGUUGCUUCUUGAUCAGGAGCUCCCACAGAUUCGCAAUGCUUGCCGUCAGAAGUACCCGGCCCAGGCCACCAAAUCCGGAUUUCCCAAGAUAUCAAUCAUCGUCUGCGGGAAGCGUCACCAUACGCGCUUCUACCCAACAACAGAAGCUAAUGCGGAUCGUUCAUCGAAUUGUGAACCAGGUACUGUGGUUGAUCGCGGGGUCACUGAAGUCAACGGGUGGGAUUUCUUCAUCCAGCCUCAUGCUUGCCUACAGGGAACUGCGAGGCCGGGUCAUUACUACGUGAUUCUUGACGAGAUCUUCCGCGGUCGUCAAGUAAAGGCCCCUCUUCAGAACCCGGCUGAUUCGUUGGAGGAUCUUACCUUCAAUAUGUGCCAUCUCUUCGGGCGUGCGACCAAGGCUGUCAGCUUGUGCCCUCCUGCUUACUAUGCUGAUCUUCUUUGCACGCGCUUGCGUUGCUACCUCGCAGAUCAGUAUGACCCGAAUGACAGUUCUGCAACUGCGAGUGUUACCAGUAGUGCGACCAACCUAUCAACGUUCGACGUUCAGAUUCCAGAAAACAUGAAGGACUCUAUGUUCUACAUCUAA
Messenger RNA from Lachnellula hyalina, 3042 nucleotides. It is a transcript of the gene AGO1B, whose product is annotated as Protein argonaute 1B. Gene Ontology annotation, molecular function: RNA binding; protein binding. The coding region runs from base 1 to 3042 and encodes 1013 amino acids. The transcript has 4 exons. Lineage: Eukaryota; Fungi; Ascomycota; Leotiomycetes; Helotiales; Lachnaceae. The record is from RefSeq and is a predicted model, not a curated record.